Cryptomeria japonica (Japanese cedar) is the source of this 3149-nucleotide messenger RNA. RefSeq names its product protein NRT1/ PTR FAMILY 8.1. NCBI's taxonomy places the organism in Eukaryota, Viridiplantae, Streptophyta, Pinopsida, Cupressales, Cupressaceae. The record is from RefSeq and is a predicted model, not a curated record. Gene Ontology annotation, biological process: oligopeptide transport; transmembrane transport. Bases 619 to 2451 code for a protein of 610 amino acids. The transcript has 6 exons. Gene Ontology annotation, cellular component: membrane. Gene Ontology annotation, molecular function: transmembrane transporter activity.
UUUAUUUUUAUUAUGUCAUUAUGCAUUCCAAUCCAUGAGUCACUUAACUGCUAUAAAUUUUGAAUAUUUUAAUCGUGGUUUUCUAUAUUGAUUUCCAAAAUCUUUUUGUGCUGUCUACAAAUCUCGUACAAUGGGGAUCUUCCUGCAGAGCUUCUGCAGCCACACGGCUGCUGUCCUUAUUUAAGGAGUUCCUCUUCUAUGAAUGAGAAGCACAUUAUUCACUGUGGGACAGAGAGACUUAAAUAUGCAAAAGAACAAAUAAAGACUCUGAUAAUUCAUAGCACAAUUUACUCUGCAAUGAAUUGUGCAUAAAGUUAUACUCAAUUGAGGGAUUCAUACAAGUUACAUUCUAUUGAGAGAACUACACGAUAUAUUUUAAAAAGUACAGCUGUGUAGCCUGCUUCUUGGAAUUAGAACAAAGUGGAGUAAUUUUGGAUAUGACUGAGCCUUUGCCUUAUGGUGGAAGAUGACUAACGUGAACAAUCAGCCUUUGCUGUCAUAAAGGUGUGGGCUGUAAGUGAAAUCCAAAUGUAGUGCUUGAGAACAAUAUAUUACAACUGUGUAUACCCCAUUGGCCUGUAACAAAGACGAGGAAUUUAGCGAGUGACUGAAGCUUGGAUGACGAUGGAAGUUUCAUUUGAACAACCGGACUUAACUGUCAUAAAGGAAAAUAAAAUACAUAGAAACAAAUACUUGCCAUCAGUACAACCAGUUGAUGAGGUCUUCACUCGGGAUGCAUCUGUGGACAUUCGUGGAAGCCCUUCUAUCAAGAGCAAGUCAGGAAACUGGAGGGCCUGCCUGUUCAUUUUGGCAAAUGAGUGCUGUGAGAGAUUGGCUUACUAUGGAAUCACUACAAAUCUGGUGCAUUACCUAAAGAAUGGCUUCGGUCAGAGCAAUGCUACUGCAGCCAAUAAUGAUACCAACUGGUCUGGAACAUGCUACAUAACACCCUUACUGGGGGGUUUCUUGGCAGAUUCAUACUGGGGGCGAUUCUGGACGAUUGCUGUGUUCUCUACAGUCUAUUUUAUUGGAAUGACUGUUUUGACUCUAUCAGCAUUCAUACCCAAACUAAAGCCUCCAUUUUGCAGCAAAGGAAAUGAUGAAUGCCAUUCAUCUAAAGUCCAAAUUGGUGUAAGUUUUCUUGCACUUUAUCUCAUUGCUUUGGGAACUGGUGGCAUCAAGCCUUGCGUUUCCUCAUUUGGAGCAGAUCAAUUUGAUGAGAUGGACGAGGAAGAAAAGAAAAAGAAAAGUUCCUUCUUCAACUGGUUUUACUUAUCAAUAAAUAUUGGAGCUCUUGUAGCUUCCAGUGUUCUUGUCUGGAUUCAAGUUAAUGUUGGUUGGGGUUGGGGAUUCGGUAUACCUACAGUGACCAUGGGCAUAGCAAUAUGUAGUUUUCUCCUUGGAACAAAGUUAUAUCGACAUAAAAAGCCUGCAGGCAGUGCCUUAACCCGAAUAGCUCAAGUGGUGGUUGCAUCAACACGAAAAUGGAGAAUUCAAAUUCCUUCAGAUAAGUUUCUUCUAUAUGAAGUUCAUGACAAGGAAUUGGCUAUUGAAGGAAGCCAAAAACUUGAUCAUACAGACAACUUUCUAUUUCUUGACAAGGCAGCAACGCGAACUGAAGAUGAAAAGAGGAUAAGAGGAACCAUUAGUCCAUGGCAGCUCACCACUGUGACUCAAGUGGAGGAGCUGAAGUCAAUUAUCCGCCUUCUUCCAAUUUGGGCUUGUGGAGUUAUAUUUGCGACUGUUUUUACUCAGAUGAGUACUUUGUUCAUUUUACAGGGAGACACUAUGAAUCUUCAUGUGGGUCCCAACUUCCGAAUCCCACCUGCAUCCUUAAGCAUAUUUGACUCCAUCAGUGUUAUACUUUGGGUGCCAGUAUAUGAUCAGAUCAUUGUUCCAUUUGCAUGUAAAUAUACAGGUCACGGAAGAGGCUUCACUCACCUACAGCGCAUUGGAAUCGGCUUAUUCAUAUCUACUGUUGGAAUGGCAGUUGCUGCCAUUGUUGAAAUAGAGAGACUUAGAUUUGUGAGGCGUCACAACUACUAUGAGAAGGAUCAUAUACCAAUGAGUAUUUUUUGGCAAGUUCCUCAGUACUUUAUACUUGGUGCCGCUGAGGUGUUUACAAACAUUGGGAACUUAGAGUUCUUCUAUGAUCAAGCUCCUGAUGGUAUGCGCAGCCUGUGCAGUGCACUGACACUUACAACAAUAGCAUUGGGAAGCUAUUUGAGUACCUUACUUGUCACCAUUGUAACAAACAUUACGACUAGGCAUGGUGAGGUUGGUUGGAUACCGACCAAUUUGAACUAUGGACACAUUGAUUAUUUUUUCUGGCUUUUGGCAUUCCUCAGCUUUCUGAACUUUCUCCUCUUCUUAAUAAUUGCUCAUUGGUACAAGUGCAAAAAGACUGCUAUAACAUUUCCGGCUAGUAAAUCAACAAUUUCUAGCCCCUAGUGACUUCUGAAGUUGGAUACAUUUCCCUUCAGUAGAAAUGAAAGUUCGAAAGUUCAAAGUUCAAGGGCGAGGUUCUUGUCUACUAUGAAGGAAAUGGGGCAAGAUUGGAAUGUGAUUGUAGCCUCUAUUUAGAUUAAAUGACUUAUAUUGGGUUUGAUCUAAGGCCAUAUGUUUAUAAAAAUGCUGCAAUGAUUCAAAUAUUACGUUGUCUGACUUUUGUAAUAGAGAAUUACUUUUACCUGAAAAAAAAAUGCUGUAUUCAUAAGCAUAUUGCUUAGUAGUUGAGAAAAAUUGAUAUUUUUACAAUAAUAAGUUGCCCGCUUGCAAUAUUGUUGAUUGUCAAAGCAAAACAGUUUCUAGAAAGGAAAACAGAUCCUGGCAAGAGGAUCAUCCGAUGAAGUCAGCAAGUAGCCAGGUCACUUUCUUUUCAGUGGAUGAAUUAUUUUGUAUCAGAUCUACAUCAGAUAAUUUUUAGAACAGAUUAACAUGACAAGUAGCUUCAUAGGAAAGUCCUGGUUGACUUAUUGCCUCACCAAAUGCCAGGAAACUUGAAUUGUUGAGGCUACUUCCACUUCUAUCCUGUUAGCAUCUCGCUCCAGUACGAAUGAGGUAGCUGUAAUAUUUGGUUGGGGAGAAAUUUCUACAUGGGAGCUACCUUAUCACCACCAAAUGCCAAAAAUUUUGAUUUUUCACGUCUA